Messenger RNA from Rotaria sordida, 987 nucleotides. The record is from the annotation of a GenBank genome assembly. Lineage: Eukaryota; Metazoa; Rotifera; Eurotatoria; Philodinida; Philodinidae.
AUGUUGCUUUUAUAUUUUUUUUUCUCACUUUUGGCUUUUAUUCAACCCAGUGCUCAAAUAACAUAUUUGUGUAACUCAACUGCAGCAUGUGGAUGUUCGACAAAUCCAGUAUUAGUUACAAAGAUUGUCGGAGGAGAAACGGCAUCUAUAAAUACAUGGGGUUGGAUUGUAUCUCUUUUCAUUAACCAAGCGUGGAUGUGUGGUGGUACAAUAUUAUCAAGUUCUUGGAUUCUCACAGCAGCACAUUGUGUUGAAGAUGUGCAGAAUCCUUCGCUAGUAUUAAUAUCUGCUGCAACAGAUCAGUUGUUUGGUUGGAAACAAUCGCGAUCGGCAUCUACUGUUAUUAUACAUCCACAGUAUAAUGGUAGUAUGUUUGAAAAUGAUAUUGCUUUAAUUAAAGUCUCAGCACCAUUCAAUAUGACAGAUCUAAGUAUUUCAAAAAUAUGUUUACCAAUCUCGACAACAGAAGAUUAUCCACCAAUAAGCUCAACACUUGUAGCGAUUGGCUGGGGAGACUUGACGGAACAUGGUAUUAUAUCUGAAACGCUUCAACAAGUGACACUUCAACGUAUUAGAUAUGAAAAUGUUGCAUGUUAUCGACUAGUUCGUAAUGCAACAAUGCAAUUUUGUGCAAGUGAUCCUAACGGUGGUAAAGAUACAUGUAGUGGUGACUCUGGUGGUCCUCUGAUGAUGUUCACAUCAAGUCAACAAUGGGCUAUAGUUGGUAUUACAUCAUAUGGAUAUGGAUGUGCACAUGCAAACUUUGCUGGUGUUUAUACUCGCGUUGUUUACUAUUUGGAUUGGAUUCGUUCAAUGACUGGAACUGAUGCAAUAACGGUUGACGUUGUUACAAACACUACGAUGACAGCAACACUGAUAACUAAUACACUAAAUUCAACAAAUGGCAGUUUAUCUUGUUAUCCACUUUUUUAUGUACAAUAUAUUAUAGCACCAAUCCUAUUCUAUUUUAUCUUUAUUUUAUCAUAA